Cyprinodon variegatus (sheepshead minnow) is the source of this 2893-nucleotide messenger RNA. RefSeq names its product solute carrier family 43 member 3-like. Gene Ontology annotation, biological process: transmembrane transport. Gene Ontology annotation, molecular function: transmembrane transporter activity. The coding region runs from base 259 to 1728 and encodes 489 amino acids. The record is from RefSeq and is a predicted model, not a curated record. Lineage: Eukaryota; Metazoa; Chordata; Actinopteri; Cyprinodontiformes; Cyprinodontidae. The transcript has 13 exons.
AAGCCAUGAGGAUGAUGAGGGAGAUAACGACUGGAGGGAUAUAAGUGGGAGGAAACUUUGGAGUUAAGCAGAGGAGGGAAGAGCUAAUCUUUAUAAAGUCAGACAGUAGGACCAGAGAAAGAAACUAUUUCUUGAGACAGUUUUAAGCUGCAACCAGACUAUCUCAGCAACAGAGAAGGAGCCUGUUGCAGUUACUAAACUGCCAGUGUGAAUUAGUUUUUAAAUUUUGUGCUGCUGAGGACUAUUACCCGGGUGAUCAUGCAGGUGUUGGAGAAGAGGUUGUCGGUCAGACGCUACCUCACCUUUGCUACGGGGCUAGUGGAGUGCUUAUGCUUCGCCGGGGCUGUCUUUGGAUGGGCUAGUCUUGUUACUGUCCUCAAAGCAGAUGGAUACUUCAGCUUUCUGUGUGCUAAUGCAACAGGAGACAAUCACACUCAAAUAUUAGACUGCAGUGCACAGGAUGAACAGUUCUCUCUUAUUUUCACCAUUGCCUCUUUUAUGAACAACUUCCUCACUCUGCCCAAUGGCUUCCUUUUUGAUCACUUUGGUACCACAGUUGCUCGGCUCUUUGCAAUAUUUCUUUAUACCCUGGGUACGCUGAUGGUGGCUUUCUCUUCACCAGCUCUGCCUUACCUGCUCUUCCCGGCCCUCCCAUUAAUGGCUGUGGGCGGCAUAUUAUUUCUCAUCACAAACAUGCAGGUUGGAAACCUUUUUGGUUCACAUCGCUCCACCAUCAUCAAUCUUUACAAUGGUGCUUUUGAUUCUUCCUCAGCACUCUUCCUCAUCAUUAAGUUGGUGCAUGAGUCUGGCGUCUCCCUUCAUUCCGCCUUCCUAUUUCUGUCUGCCUGCAGCAUCUUUCACAUCCUCAGAACCUUCUUCCUGCUGCCCAGAAACUUCAUUCCUCACCCGCUUCCUGAUCAAUACUCAUACGGGAUUUCUUGCGGUGCUUCACAGCCUGUGAGCAGAGAGGUGACUGCAAAUUGUUGUGGACAUUCAGCACUGGAGGACACAAUGUGUACACAUAGUGUCCCAUUCAAGCAUGAGAAGACUUUUCGUGAGUGUUUGCUGUCCAGGUUCUUUGUGUGCCACCUGCUCUGGCUGUCAGUGAUGCAGCUCAGGCACUACCUGUUCAUCGGCACCCUCAACCCCAUGCUGCAGAGGCUGACAGAAGGAGAUUCCUCUCUGGUGAGCCAGUACACCAAUGCCUUUGCUUUCACCCAGCUGUGUGCUGUUCUGUGUGCUCCCUGGAACGGUCUCAUUAUGGACAGACACAGGGGCCGGUCUCGAGCUGCAGGAGAAACAGAGCACGAGGCUGACCUGCGAGCUUCUGUGCUUUCCUUAUUCCUGACGGCGCUGCAGUGCGUGUUGUUCUCUCUUUGUGCCUCCACCCCCUACCUGCCUCUUCAGUACCUCACCUUCAUCCUGCAGGUGCUCAACCGCUCCUUCCUGUACGGUGGCAUUGCAGCCUUCAUCAGCGUGGCAUUUCCUUCACGUCACUUUGGAAAGCUGUAUGGUCUUGCCAUGUCGCUGUCUGCGUCUUUUUCUCUGCUCCAGUAUCCUUGCUUUGCUUUGGUGAACGGAGCUCUUGGUGGAGAUCCUUUAUAUGUGAACAUUGGCCUGACACUGCUAUGCCUGCUGGCCUUUAUACAUCCCCUUUCUGUAUAUCUUCAUUGUCGAAAACUUGCAUCUCAGAGAGACAAGAUCAAAGCCAUCCCUUUGUCCUCUUGAAGACAACAGACUUAUGGGAUAAGGUUGACAACACACAGGAUAUAACUCUUCAAUUUCACCAAUGGAGACAGAAAUUUGUUUUUAUCUAAUACACAAGAUCUGCAAACAGUAUGGUGACCCCUAAGUGUAACAGACAGGCUUUUUCAUGAGUUUAUUUCCUAACAACCACAUAGUUUGCCCGGAGCUUCACAAUUUAUCUGAGCCACAGGAACCAUGCUGCUGAUGAAAGGUCAUCUGUAAUUCACCAACACACACAGCUUUCUUUCCCCUAUCUACUCCAAAAAUCACAUGAGCACAUACCACAGUCCUGUUGAAGUGUUAAAUCUGGCAGUUCUGGCUCUGAGAGACCAUGUUAUGGAUUCUACUUUGGUUGAACCCCCUCCCAAAAAAACGAAAAAAAAACAUCCAAACCUUCAUGUUCAGGAGUGAAGAGCAGGACAUCAAUGGCCCCUGGUAAAAUGUCACACUCAUUUUGAUGGAAACCUCAAAGCUUCCUAUGAAUAGAAGUUUAAUUUAGGUCAUUUCUCAGUUUCUGUGUCUGAUCCUGGUUCUCUUCCUACUGACAGGAAUCGUUUUAGUGGCGAUGUCCAUAUUCAACUAAAGCCACAGUGGCCAUCUUGUUUCUGAGGCUCGAUAAUCAGUAAAAGCCUGUUUUCCUAUUAUGCCACAACAUAUACAUUUUUAAAGUUUUUAAUGCAACAAUUCAUGGCUCGUCACUGCCAGACGCUUCAAAGGGAAUCUCAUUCAGUCCUCCUUACCAAAUAACUUCAGCUUUUCCGUUACCUGUGACACUUCUUAUGAGAUGAUGAACAAACCUGGUUCUGUAAAUUUGGCCUGUCCAUCAGUGUAAGUGCAUCAGUCAAGUCCUCCAUGUGCUCUGUCCAUUACUGAACCAAAUUAAAAGUCUAGUUCCCCAACUAAGCUAGGAACACUGUAAAGGCCUGAACACACCGGUUGCAUAUGACUUGUCCAUGUCACACUGACUGCGUAUAGAGAGGCUCUGACUAGGCAGGGUGGGCAGAUCUGCACAGAUUUUUUCGCUUGUCUCUGUGCUAUACACAAAUUAAAACAAUUUCCCCAUUUGACUUGGACAGAUUAAGAAAAGUUAUUUAAAAACAAGAAAUAAAAACAAAGACCUACUUAACGAAUCUGUGCAGCAUCUCAA